Molecule: messenger RNA, 1548 nt
Organism: Bactrocera latifrons
Lineage: Eukaryota; Metazoa; Arthropoda; Insecta; Diptera; Tephritidae
Gene: AstCC
Exons: 3
Coding region: 217-1143 (308 amino acids)
Source: RefSeq, a predicted model, not a curated record
UUAAAAAAAUCCUGAAACAGUUGUUGUAAAACUUCGAAAGUAAAUAUAAAAUAUUUAUGGAAAGUACUGGACAAACUGUUAGAGGUCUCCUCUAUUUAAUAUUGUAAUCGAAUUAGUGUUAUAUAUCCUUUCUUCAUCAUAAUUUUUGACGUGAAAUUUCUUUAGUUUUUGAAACCAUAUUUCUGAUAUACAUACUGAACUAAUAAAUGAUUGGAAAUGCAUCAUAAAACAUUGAAAGUAUAUAUGUUGAAAAUUAAGAGUAAUAUAGGACAACAGACAUUUUUUCAUGUAUUUUCAAUUUUACGUGAACGUUAUUAUUCCAAUAUCCAAGUCUCCGUUGGAACACCGCAAAAACAAUAUGCUUUCCUUUUAAUUGCAUUCGUACUGCUGCAAUAUGUCGACUUACGUAUGUGUUGUCAUAUAUCAGCAAAUCAUCUAACACAAAAUAGUGAUGACGCAAACUAUCUAAUAAACGCGGCACAUUCAACAGGCGGCAAAACGAACAGUAUUGCCGCUACUGAGAAGAGAGUAAUUAGCAAUACUAGCAAGGGUGAUAUCGAAGACAGUCAAAUUGCCAACAACAAACGACGUAUUGGUAGUGGUCAGCCUGAGGAAAUUUUUAGUCUUGAUGAUCGCGUCGAAGCCAGUUAUGAUGAGUAUCCGAUGGUAGUACCUAAGCGAGCUGCUCUUUUGUUAGACCGACUCAUGGUUGCUUUGCAUCAUGCUCUAGAAAAAGAACGUCGUAAAAUAAGCGAUUUUUAUGCAGAACAGAACGAUAAAAACGCCAACAUGAAAGGGGAUAUUAAUCCUAAUAAUGAUGAUGAUUAUGAGCAAAUCAAUGGUAAUCAUAUGUACAGCGAUGAUGAUCCUUCAGUUGUGAUGGAUUACGAUUUUAAAGAUUUAAAUUCCAUAAAUCGUGCCACUGGUGAAACUUUAAUGGCAAAGAGCUUUCAGAGAAGAGGAAGCAAUAACUUGGAUUUGGGAGGAAACCUUGGCAACGUCGAAGAUGUAGCGAUGCUUACGGGUGCUGCGGCAAGAGAUGACGAUUCUGGUGAUUUAAAUGGUAUUAUUGGUCGAAACGGAAUGGGGAAUACAGGACGUAUAUACUGGCGUUGUUAUUUCAAUGCAGUAAGCUGCUUCUAAAAGUAAAAGUGCUACAAAUAGUUAAAAUGUGAAAUAUAUGUAUUUGAAAAGGCAUAUAUUCGAAUGUUAUAAAUAUGAAUAUAUACAUAUGUAGUACGCAUAUAACAUUGUAAAUGUAUACGUACACAUUUUUCUUAUACAUAUACGUACCUACACAUGCACAUUCCCAUGCUUAAAUGAGAAACCAUUAUACAAAUACAUAUUCUGGUAAUUCCAAAUUUAUUCCAACGUACCAUUAAGGAUCACUGCUUAUAAAUAUUUAUGAAUAAAUAUGUACGGAAUUGUGACGAAUUAACUCAACAUUUCCAUAAAUUACAUACGUUCAUCAUAUUUUCCAUAAUGAUUUUUGCAGAAAAUAAGCAAGUAUGUGCAACCCUUAUAAAUUAUAAUAUAUUUUAGGAUAUA